Molecule: messenger RNA, 1332 nt
Organism: Mycena indigotica
Lineage: Eukaryota; Fungi; Basidiomycota; Agaricomycetes; Agaricales; Mycenaceae
Exons: 5
Coding region: 19-1332 (437 amino acids)
Source: RefSeq, a predicted model, not a curated record
CCCCACCUUCUUGGCACUAUGCCAAAUCCCGUGGACGACGCCCCGCAACAGACUGGGCCUAUUUCUCUGCCCGUAGAGGGGGGGAGUAGACGCUCCUUGCGUGGUUUCCACCGUGGCGUUGCUUCCCUCAGUCUUAUCGCGCUUGUCGCUGUUUCGCUCGUUCUCUGGCAGCACCCACCACGACUUCAGAGGGGCACGGAUGAACUAAGUGUACCCAGCAGGUCUUACGACCCCCGGUUAGAGCGGUAUCAAACGCCAGAAAGCGCGGCUUUCUGUGCGGAUUGGCGCGAAGACGGCUCUAACGAAGCCAGUGCCGAAUUCGCGCUUGCGGUGGACAAUGCCUCGUUGACUUUCUUGCUCUCUCGGGGGCCACUGCAUGGUGACGUUCAUAUCGUGGAAGCUGAAUCCAGCUCUGGUCCCUUCAAAGUCGCGGUGUCGGCCCGUUUUGAUACCAAGGAUAGGCUAGAAGCGACUAAGGCGUGCCUUAUGUCGUUGGAGCAGGAGCAGGGGGUGUUGUUCUGGGCCGAACCACGACAUCCUCACGGCGACCCCAGACAAGACGUGCGCUUGAAUAUCACCCUUUCUGUCCCGCGGUCAAGCGGGACGGGAAAGCCGGGCCACAACGACUUGUCGACAGACCUGCCUUUGUUCAGCCACCAUGUUGGCGAGUUCUUCCACUUCUUCAGUGGGACGGAUUUCGAGAGAAUUCGCCUGCGGUCGUCUAAUGCGCCUGUUGACUUUGGGAGUCUUAUCGGACGUUCAGCAUUCAUUGAGACAAGCAACGCUGAGAUGCGUGGAUUUUUCGCGGGCCUGGAGUUAGAUGCGCGGACGAGCAAUGGGGAACUGAAGGCGACUGCCUUCAUGUUUGGAGAUGCGGAUGGUGCAAAAGCGCCCGUGAAUCUAUGGACUUCGAAUGGGGAGGUCAAUGCCGCGUUAUCACUAGCGAGCGACUACAAGGACAACUCCAUCCACGCCACUAUCCGCACUUCUAACGCCAAGAUGCUGGUCCAGACUAGGCUGUUGGGCGACAACACCACCAUUGUCUUGAACGCAUCGACCAGCAACGGGCCAGCGGACCUCUAUCUCGACUCGACUUUCGAGGGAGAAUACGACAUUCAGACGUCGCUAGGCACUGCCAAGAUUGACCGCAACCCAAACACAAGGGAUCCCAGCGGGGGUACUCGAGAGCAUGUCAUUACACGGACGAGAACGGGAAAACGCGCGAGCGGACUGGUUUAUUGGGGGAAAGACGGAGAAGGGCCAGCUGAAGACGCGCGGUUAGGCGAGGUGACGCUGAAGACAUCCAAUGCCCCAGUUGUAUUACAUUUGUGA